This is a messenger RNA of Rhopilema esculentum, 1789 nucleotides long. The record is from RefSeq and is a predicted model, not a curated record. NCBI's taxonomy places the organism in Eukaryota, Metazoa, Cnidaria, Scyphozoa, Rhizostomeae, Rhizostomatidae.
UGCAGGCUUGGUGUGCUUCUGCACUACAACGAAAUCCCUAAAAAGCCAAUUUUUUUCUGAUAUGCUCAAUAAAAUCUAACAAGGCCCAAUCUGUGUAAAUGGUCAAAUUUGCAGAAGAGUCUCUAUGCCAAAAAAUUUAAAGUGCAAUAUACAUCAAAUUUUUUAAAGGUCCCCAGAAGAUUCAAAAGGUUCCGAAGGUCCCAAAAGUGCUGAAGGUCUAAAAGGUGCUGAAUGUCCAAAAGGUCCCAAAGGCCCCAAAGGUAACUUGUACAUGAAAUGCUCCAGGAACACAAAAAGUUCCAAAGGUCUCAUCUACUGACAACCUUUUGCAUCUUUUAUCCCAAAGGUCCCAAAGGUCUCAAAGGUCCCAAAGGUCCCAAAGGUCCCAAAGGCCCCAAAGGCCCCAAAGGCCCCAAAGGUCCCAAAGGUCAUUUGUACAUGAAAUGCUCCAGGAACACAAAAAGGUUCUCAAGGUCUCAUCUACUGACAACCUUUUGCAUCUUUUAUCCCAAAGGUCCCAAAGGUCUCAAAGGUCCCAAAGGCCCCAAAGGCCCCAAAGGUCUCAAAGGUCCCAAAGGUCCCAAAGGUCCCAAAGGCCCCAAAGGCCCCAAAGGCCCCAAAGGUCUCAAAGGUCCCAAAGGCCCCAAAGGCCCCAAAGGCCCCAAAGGCCCCAAAGGUCCCAAAGGUCCCAAAGGUCCCAAAGGUCAUUUGUACAUGAAAUGCUCCAGGAACACAAAAAGGUUCUCAAGGUCUCAUCUACUGACAACCUUUUGCAUCUUUUAUCCCAAAGGUCCCAAAGGUCUCAAAGGUCCCAAAGGCCCCAAAGGCCCCAAAGGUCUCAAAGGUCCCAAAGGUCCCAAAGGUCCCAAAGGCCCCAAAGGCCCCAAAGGCCCCAAAGGUCUCAAAGGUCCCAAAGGCCCCAAAGGCCCCAAAGGCCCCAAAGGCCCCAAAGGUCCCAAAGGUCCCAAAGGUCCCAAAGGUCAUUUGUACAUGAAAUGCUCCAGGAACACAAAAAGGUUCUCAAGGUCUCAUCUACUGACAACCUUUUGCAUCUUUUAUCCCAAAGGUCCCAAAGGUCUCAAAGGUCCAAAAGGUCCCAAUGGUCCCAAAGGUCCUAAAGGCCCCAAAGGUCCCAAAGUUCAUUUGUACAUGAAAUGCUCAAGGAACGCAAAAAGUUCCAAAUGUCUUAUCUACUGACAAGCUUUUGCAAUUUUUAUAUCGGCAACACUUUGAAUUUGUAGGACAUUACAGGCUGUCAAACGACGUUGCGAUGGAACACCAAUAUGCAGAUUACAUGCGGUCAACAGCGUGUUUGGGGAUCCCUGCUUUGGAACAUACAAGUACUUGCAAGUUACCUACCAAUGCCGACGUCGUUAUGCAUCAAAACGGUCGAUUGUGUGUGAGGGCCAGACAGCCAGUCUGAAUUGUCCUAUUGGAUACAAAUUAAAGAUACGAAGCGCCCGUUAUGGACGGACUAACAGAAGUUCUUGCCGUAACUCUGCUAUGAGAAACAUCCACUGCGUUGCUCGAAGGUCUCUACAAAUCGCCCAAAGCAGAUGCAAUGCAAGAAGAUUUUGUCGGCUACCUGCAACCAAUGGAGUGUUUGGCGACCCAUGUUUUGGAACAUACAAGUACUUAGAUAUAACGCAUCAAUGUAUAUGAUACAGGUGGUAGGCCAACCUGUGCUGACCAGAAAAGUUUGAUCAUCGAAGAACAGAAAUCUGUCUUACUAGUUUCCUAUUUUUACUCUUAAACGUUGAGUCAAAUAGAUUGAGAUUCAGGCAUUAAA